AGACCAAUCAAUAUUCACUUGCUAUAUAUAACGUACGUCAACAUGAAUUGUAGGUUUUUCACAUGUAAGUUGGAGAAAAACCCGUUUCACCAUAAUAAUUAACUCCUCUUCCUCCUCCUCGUACCGGCGGCGCCACCCUCCUCUUCCACCCCCAAAACCACCAUCACCAUCACUGAUACACAAUUGGGAAUGUAAACGCAUCCAUAAUCUUCCCCCACCCGAACACCAAAGAAACUCCAUCUGCCAUAAAAAUGAUCCCAUUGUUACGUUAAUGUUUUGAUUAAAUAAACAUGAAUAUAUGAUGAUUAAAGGAACAAUCGCAUUGCAUUGUUGACAUCGUUGAAGGACAAAAACCCAUCUCCGAUUGGGAUUUUCUGAGGUGGGUUUCUUCAGUUUAAGGGUGUUUCAGGUUUUGGGGGGCCUUGGCCAUGGCGGCGAUUGUGAAGGAGAUCCUGGCAAGGCCAAUACAAUUGGCGGACCAGGUGAGCAAGGCCGCCGACGAGGCACAAUCAAACAAACAAGAGUGCAUGGAGCUCAAAUCCAAGACCGAGAAGCUCGCCGGCCUCCUCCGCCAGGCAGCGCGUGCGAGCAACGAUCUCUACGAGCGCCCCACGCGUCGCAUCAUCGACGAUACGGAACAAGCCCUCGACAAGGCCCUCACCCUCGUCAUCAAGUGCCGAGCCACCGGCCUCAUGCAACGCGUCUUCACCAUCAUCCCCAGCGGCUCGUUCAAAAGGAUCGGUCAGUCCCUCGACAACAACAUUGGAGACGUGUCGUGGCUCCUCCGAGUCUCAGCCUCCUCCGACGACCGCGACGACGAGUAUCUGGGGCUUCCCCCGAUCGCCUCCAACGAGCCCAUCCUCUGCCUCAUUUGGGAACAGAUUGCGACCCUCCACACUGGCUCGAUGGAGGAGCGAUCGGAUGCGGCAGCUUCUUUGGUGUCGUUGGCAAAAGACAACGACAGGUACGGGAGGCUGAUUAUUGAGGAAGGCGGGGUGCCUCCGCUGCUGAAGAUGCUGAAGGAAGGAGGAAACGAAGGACAGGAGAGCGCAGCCAGGGCAAUUGGGUUGUUAGGAAAGGACCCCGAAAGCGUUGAACAGAUUGUGAACGCGGGAGUCUGCCCAGUGUUUGCGAAAAUCCUCAAAGAAGGCAACAUGAAAGUCCAGGCGCUUGUCGCCUGGGCAGUCUCCGAAAUGGCGGAGAAUCAUCCGAAAUGCCAAGACCCUUUUGCGCAAAACAAUGUCAUCCGAUUGCUCGUGAGUCAUCUCGCUUUUGAGACGAUUCAGGAGCAUAGCAAGUACGUCAUACCGAGCAAGCAACAAAUGUCGUUGCACUCGAUUGUCAUGGGGAGCAGCAAGAACACCGAGCAUCAGACGGCACACCCUAUAACGGGGAAUCAAAACACGUUUAGUCAGAUGCAGAAUCUUGUGAGUAGCGCAAUGACUAUGAAGAAUCAGGGUUCGGCUCCCCCUGACUCUGCUCAUGGCCAAGGGAAGCCGACUCAGAAUAGCAAUCACCAGAACCUUCAUCAUCCACCUCCAACUCACCACAUUGUGAGACCACACAAUCACCAUGUGGCGCUGUCCGGGGCUAGCAUCAAGGGGAGGGAGUACGAGGACCCCGAAACCAAGGCGGAGAUGAAGGCAAUGGCGGCGAGGGCACUGUGGAAGCUUUCCAAGGGGAAUGCGAGUGUUUGUGGCAGCAUCACGGAGUCAAGAGCGCUUUUAUGUUUCGCAGUUUUACUAGAAAAAGGUUCUUGGGACGUUCAGCAGAAUUCGGCCAAAGCACUGAUGGAGAUAACCGCAGUGGCUGAGCAGAAUGCGGACUUGAGGCGGUCGGCUUUCAAGCCAACAUCCCCCGCCUGCAAAGCCGUGGUCGAGCAGCUUCUGAAAAUAGUCGAAAAGGCAGACUCCGACCUGCUUGAACCGUGCAUACAAGCGAUCGGAAACUUAGCAAGAACUUUCAGAGCAACCGAGACGCGAUUCAUUGGCCCAUUGGUGAAGCUGCUCGAUGAAACAGAAACGAGUAUUUCUACGGCGGCUGUGAUUGCACUGAACAAGUUUGCAUGCACUGAAAAUUUCCUCCACGUAAAUCACUGUAAAGCGAUUAUAGACGCUGGGGGAACCAAGCAUCUGAUUCAACUGGUUUACUUUGGGGAAUCCGGAGUGCAGAUUCCGUCGUUGAUUCUGCUGUGCUACAUUGCACUGCAUAUUCCGGACAGCGAGACGCUUGCUCAGGAGGAGGUACUGAUUGUGCUAGAAUGGUCGACAAAGCAGGCUCAUUUGGCGAAUGAUGAGUCAGUCGAACAAUUGUUACCGGAAGCUAAAAGUAGGCUGGAGCUUUAUCAGUCUAGAGGAUCAAGAGGAUUUUAUUGAUGUAAUCAAGGUGUACAAUAUUAACUUUUUAGGGGAUAUAGCCAAAAAAGAUUUAAUCUCAGUGUUAACUGUUUUGUUUUCGUUUCUUCGUUAUCUAAAGAUGUACAUAACAUAUAGGGUUAAUCUCUGUUUACUAUCUUGAAGUUUUGUGGCUUUCAACAUUUAGUACAUGAAGUUUUUUUCAUCCCAGAGUCAUACCUCAAGUCUUAAUUUGGGACAGUU
This is a messenger RNA of Malus domestica (apple), 2597 nucleotides long. RefSeq lists its product as uncharacterized. Lineage: Eukaryota; Viridiplantae; Streptophyta; Magnoliopsida; Rosales; Rosaceae. Gene Ontology annotation, biological process: cell surface receptor signaling pathway. The record is from RefSeq and is a predicted model, not a curated record. Gene Ontology annotation, molecular function: protein binding.